GCAUCAUCAUAACACAGAAGACUAAACGGAUCUAUUUACGAAAGCAGUGCUUCAACAAACCUGUCAACUGUCUGCUCACUUUUGUGAGAGCGUCACAUCGGCCUUAUAUUGGCGACGUAGUAUGUGCAGUAUGUAAAUAUAACAACAUCGAAAGAGCCUUAAGUCUAGAUUAUAGUAGAUACCUAUAACGAGACGGAAAUGUUAAUUGUGCCUUUACAUUGUGUAUUAGACUUAGGUUGCGUGCUUAUAAGUUAUUAAGCUUUUACACCUUUGAUACAGAUUUAAUGAAUUUAUUGCUGACCAAAAACUCCUGGAAAUGUUUUUAUAUUUAGGUUGUAUAAUUAAAUUAAUUUUUAUGUAGCGCCUUUCACAACAGUCGCCCCAAGGCGCUUUACAUGGGUGUGUUGUGGUGCAUUCCUGCAUCAUUUGUAAAGCAUAGUUCAAAAACAGGGAUGAGGGAAGACAAAGAAAUGAAAGAAAGCAAGCUACAGUACAUGACAGCAAAGGACAGGAACGAAGGAGGAAUAAAAAAAUAAAAAGCAGCGCAUGACGUAGAUGUUGAAAUUCGACUCAAAUUAAUUUAAUUAAUGAAAUAAUUCGUGCAUCCAAAUAAUUGACCCCAAAAACUAAAAUAUGAACGUAUUAAGUACUUUUAUUGUAUAAGCACGACGUGUAUUUGCAUAAUGUGUAUUCGAGAUGUGAUAUGCUAAAAUGAAGCUCCGAUUGAGGUAACUGGGCCGCUGACUAAAGAAUAGUAAAAGCAGUAUACUACUUUUGUGGUUAACACGGGGGAUAAGCCCAAAUUCGAUUUCGGCCGUUUUCGCUUGCACAGCAUAUUUCACGUUGUCUUGUCUUUGCCAUUUCACAUGAGGGAAUAUUCUCUAAUAACAUAUAUCACGCGAAACGUCUUUGAACAAAAAAGGUUGUUGAAACAAUAUAUGCCCCUAUGAAUAGGGCUGUACCAUUAUCCAAAAAAGUACUUUUACAGGGGACCCGGUCCGCUUCAUUAUGGUGUGUAGGGGUGAAACCUUUGUGAAACGUCGCUAAGACUUUUCGAAUGCUGUCGCUGAUGCAAGUAAGCCCACCAAGCUUUCCGCCUUGUUCAAAAUUAAAUAUCCAGGCGCUAUUGAUCUGGUCAUGCUAUAACCGCUCCCCCACGGGCCACAAUGGUUUGUUCCCGUCGUUCAGCUUUCCGAACUCUAAGCCCCGGUGCAGAGUGGAGCGGAGCACCGUAGGCGUUCGGUGUGGGUGUCUCUCUUCGCGGACCGGGCAUGACUGGCAGCAGAGGCACGGACGGCACCCCCUGAAGCGUCUCCACAGAGCAGCGGCGAUAUGGCCCAUGCUGUGAGCUUUGACCUCCUGGAUCCCAUGCUGGAGAGCCCGGUGGACGAGAACCAGGUGCACUCCUCCUUCUGCCAGCUGAUCAAUGAGCAGAGCCACCUAGAGGAGCAGCAGACACAGGAGCUGGAGUUAGAGGAGCUGGAGUUUGAGAAGGAGCUGGCGGAGGAGGAGCUGGCGGAGGAGGGCCGGGAUGCUGUGGGCUACCUGCCGGGCCCGUCGGCACCGCUGCUGGAGCAGCCGUGGUCCGCCGCCACUCUCAAGGUGCUGUCGGCCAUGCCGAGCCGAACCAUCGGCCGGAGUCGGGGGGCCAUCCUAUCGCAGUACUACAACCGCACCCUUCAGCUGCGCAGGCGCCGCUCCACCCGGCCCGCCCUGCAGGACUUCUCCCACGCGGCGCGGCCCAGCAUCCGCGGCUACCGCAUAGAGACUGACUCCGCAGACGAGAACAGGAGGGACCAGCUGGUGAACAACCUGCAGAACCUUCCGGCCAGCGACCGCGUGCGCAUGCUGCGGGCCAUGCCGAUUAGCCUCGCAGAGAAGAGCGAGCUGAGGAGGCUAGCGUUAAGUUACAAGGAGGGACAGACAUCCCUCAGCGGAAAGAUUCCCUGCUGCAGCAACCUCAAGUAUUACAUCAUCAUUGCACUGCGGCAGGGCUGGUACAGCUGGCUCUCCAUGCUGCACUCCCUGCAGCCGUGGAAGAUGGCAUUGAAGCGUGUGAGCGGCCGCUUUGGCACGGGCGUGCUAUCCUACUUUGUCUUCCUCCGGACCCUGCUGCUGUUCAAUGUCCUGCUCCUCUUCAUCAAUGGCUUCUUCCUAGUCAUCCCACAGGCAGUUCACCCCCCACCCCUCACCAGCACCCCCGUGAAAUUCACAGGCCUGGAGCUCGUCACCGGAGCUGGAUGCUUUUCCAACUCUGUGAUGUAUUAUGGUUACUACACCAACUCUGCACUAAUGGGAAGCUGCCAGCAGAACAGCACAGAGCCCCCGAGUCUGCUUCAGUGCCCCCCCGAAACCUUUGGCCUGGACUACAACAUGCCGCUGGCCUACUUCUUCACCGUCGGUAUUGCCUUCUUCAUCACCUGCAUCAUCCUCGUUUACAGUAUGUCCAAAUCGUUUGGGCAGAGUUUCCGUGUGGACAAACCUCAGGGCAGCCUGGCCCUCAAGGUCUUCUGCUCCUGGGACUUCAGGGUCAUCAAGAAGACCUCCAUGAAGCUGCAGGCUGAGAACAUCAGCACACAGCUCAAGGAGCUGCUGUCGGAGCUGAGCUGUCGCGAGGAGCGUCGGGGUCUGGCCCAGAGGCUGGCUCGACACCUCGUGCACCUGCUGGCCUGGCUCAUGUGCAUCGGCAGCACCGUGGCCUGCGGCCUGGCUGUCUACUACUUCUCAGAGUACCUGCACAAGAAGUGGGUGGCAGAUCAUGGCCCCCAGGAGCUGGGCUCUCGCGGCCCACUGGAGGAGGUCAGCUUGCUGGCGCUGCCUGUGGUCGUGUCCAGCUUCAACCUUCUGCUGCCUGGCUUCUUCAACACCGUGGCCUGGAUGGAGCAGUAUGACUCGCCCAGCGUGCUCACCUACGUCUCCAUCGUCAGGAACCUCAUGCUGAAAGUGUGCCUCCUGGUGGUACUGUGCUACCAUUGGCUGGGCCGGAUCGCCGCUGGUCCGAAAGAGCUAAAACUGAAGUGCUGGGAGAGCUUUGUGGGCCAGGAGAUGUAUCGCUUUCUCAUCAUGGACUUCAUCUUCACCAUGCUGGACACCUUCUUUCUGGAAUUCCUCUGGAAGAUUUUCUCCCAGAAGGCUCUGAAGAGGAAGAGGAAGCCCGUGUUUGACAUCGCUCGGAAUGUUCUGGAGCUUAUCUAUGGACAGACGCUCGCCUGGCUGGGAGUGUUGUAUGCCCCCCUGCUGCCUGCUGUUCAACUCAUCAAGCUUCUGCUGCUCUUCUACAUGAAGAAGGUAAGGCGAAUGUGUGUGUGGUGUAUGUGUGUGUGUUUGUGUGUGUGUGUGUGUGUGUGUGUGUGUUUAUUCAUGGGGCUGAUCAUGGGCUCCUUACCCCCCAGGAUUAAGCCCUCGGAACAGUGCGGACCUUUCCAGAACCUGACCACCAUGUUCCAGUCGGGAAAGUUGUGGGUACAGCAGCUGGAGAAGCAGAACCCCAGGCUGGCCUGGCUGGCCUGGGUGCACACUUACCUGGUGGAGAACCCCCUCUUUCUCUUUGUGUCUGCCGGAAUCUUCCUGGUUGUCAUUUAUUUCCACACCCAAGUGGUCGACGGGCAGCGGAAGAUCAUCAGCCUCCUGCAGGAGCAAAUCGAGAACGAGGGGUUCGACAAGAAGUUUCUCAUCACCAGGCUGCAGGCUAUCCACGAGCAGAAACGUCCACAGCAGAGACCCAAGGCAACAGGAAGUGAGGGCUCUGACGUGGACGAGUGACGCUCUGCCCCACAUGCCGGCGUCCACCUGUUUGUGAUCACUGUUGCUAAAUGUGUCCUCCCCUCCCCCCUUGUGAGGAGGGCUGGGGGGGACACCGCCCCCAACAGGUGGGCAAAAUCUCAUCAGAGAGAUGUAUUUUUCUAAAAACUGACUUUUUGGGCAACUGCGUUUUCCAGGACUAAAAUCAGUCCCCAUUUUACCUCUUAUUUCCUCUUUUAUUCUUUAGAACAAAAGUAGCGACAUGGAAUUAAAUUCAGUUACACUGGCUACAAAGUACUACCAAAGUUUGUGUAACAUUUUGUACUAUUUCCACUAGAGGGGGACAGAGAGUUACAUUUUAUAUACCUUAAUGGACAUUAUGUGAAUGUGACUACUGAACAUUGAGUUGUUUCAGUACAAUUUAUAAUUUAUGUUGUGUGUUUUUUAGAAUACUGUGAAUUGUAUAUAAAUAGUUUUUCCUUCUGUAAAACUAAAUCAACGUGUGUUUAUUUGACGAGAGAAAUAAAAGGAGGAUGAGCUGGU
Paramormyrops kingsleyae is the source of this 4284-nucleotide messenger RNA. Lineage: Eukaryota; Metazoa; Chordata; Actinopteri; Osteoglossiformes; Mormyridae. The record is from RefSeq and is a predicted model, not a curated record.